Molecule: messenger RNA, 3291 nt
Organism: Haliotis rufescens (red abalone)
Lineage: Eukaryota; Metazoa; Mollusca; Gastropoda; Lepetellida; Haliotidae
Product: dynein regulatory complex subunit 5-like
Exons: 5
Coding region: 138-1757 (539 amino acids)
Molecular function (GO): protein binding
Source: RefSeq, a predicted model, not a curated record
UCCAUAGCAACUCUUUCAACAAGUUGGCAAAGGAAGCUUUCCCCAUCACAACGUCGGUUCCUGCUCGUUAUGUCUACGGAUUUUUUGUUUGAUUUCUGAACAGAGACGAAAGAAGGCACUUCGAUUCAGACUUAAGGAUGGCUGAACCACCACUGACAGAACAAACUCAGCAGAGUGAGGGGGGAGAUAAACAGAGUUCUCCUGCUGAUGAGGAUGCGAAGAGUACGAAGAGUGGGCCCAAGAGCCAGGGGGGUUCGAAGCCAACCUCUAGAGCGGGGUCAGCAGGUUCCCACAAGAGUGGAAAGAGUCAGGGAAGUAAGAGGGGGAGAGAAUUUGUUCAAACCCCCACAGGAUCAGCCAAAGAUAAUCCAGCGGCAGACUGGCGGAACAUGAGAAGAAUCAUUGCGGAGGAUCCAGAAUGGUCACUUGCAACAGUGCCACUUCUAACAGAGCUUUCUGUGAAGCACAUUGUUGAAAAUUUUGAAAACAAUUCUGAAAUUCUGACUGACCUCUUACCAAAACACCAGAACAAGGUCCUGGAGAAGAUAUCACCAAGCCUCCCAUUAAAAGUAACAGCUAAUCUUGUCCAGGAUGAAGACUACUGGAAGAGAUGCUGCAAAGCACGCUGGGAAAUCUGUGACGUCUCUGCUUAUGGUGAAAGCUGGAAACGAAUGUACUUUGAGAAACAUCUGCAAGAAAUUAUUGAACACUUUGUUCCUGAAACCACAGACCCAACCAAGUUGACUGAAACUCUGGCUCUAUCUGCCAACUAUAUUAAGAAGAUUGACAUUAAUCAGUUACUCCCACCUGUCAGAGAGGCGCCAAAGGGUCCUGAUUUUGACGAAGCUUCGGAUGCUGGCAGUGAUAUAGGGGAAGAACCAGAAUGUGAUCAUUUCAAUUUCACUCCCGUCCUCAAAGCUUUGCCCAACCUGGAGGAGCUUCAUCUGACCUACGGUGUCAAAGACUGUGGCAUGAAUUUUGAAUGGAAUCUGUUUCAGUUCACAGCCAGGGACUGUCUGCAGCUUGCAGAAUGUGUUGCUAAGUGCAAAACGCUCAAGGUUUUCAAACUGCACAGGAGUAAAGUGGAUGAAGACAAAGUGCGAGUUUUGAUCAGUCAUAUUCUUGAUCACCCAAGCCUCAUCGAGUUGGAUUUGUCGCAUAAUUUGAUCGGUGACCGAGGAGCGCGCGCAGUUGGCAAGUUCCUCAAUAAUCACAGUCAGCUUGUUCGUCUCAACUUGUGUGACAACCAGAUCAAGGCAGCAGGGGCCCAGGCCAUCGCUCAUGCUCUCACUAAAAACACAACGCUGCAGUUCCUCAACCUCAGGCUCAACAGAUUGGGAGACGAUGGAGGUCAAGCCAUCUGUCGGUCACUCCUGAAAAACACAACCUUACGGGAAGUGAACGUCGGCAGUAACGACAUGGCGGAACCAACAGCGGCGAUCCUCUCCCAGGUGGUGAUGCAGAACAACACCGUCAAGUCCAUAGACCUGUCCUGCAACAGACUGGGGCCGGACGGAGGCAAGCAGCUGCAGGAGGGGAUGGAGGAGAACACCACCAUCACCCAGAUGGACCUGAGACUGACCGAGUGUGGCCAGGAGUCCGAGUACUGCAUCAACCAGAUCCUGCAUCGCAACCAGGAGCAGGAGCGGGAGGCCAACAUCCGGGACAUGGAGGCUCACACGCCCAAGAUGAAGAAGAUCGCUCAGCCUCAGGCGGCUCACCGAUACAAGAGCUCUGCAAUCAUUAGAGUGGCAUAGGCGGAGACAUAUUGGGAGGAGGGACUUUCAGGGCCAUUUUUUGUUUUGGCAGGGGAUUUGAUGAAGAGAAAGUAUGUGUUUUGUUUUGCUGCAGGUUGUUAAAUGUCAUGGGAAGUUUUUUUAGGUAAGUGUAUGUCAAAAUGUAAUCAGUGUUGAAGGCACAUGAUUGAUGGAGCAAUCAUGAGAUGUAUUUCAUGUUGGCAGUUUUGAAAAAGCUUGUGAUAGAUUUACUAUUGUAAGAUAUAUAAUGUAUGUGUUAAUUAGGAAUAUUGGUGGAUGUAACUCUAUCAAAUACCAUGAAGUCAUUUACUAAAUUAUGUCUGAUUGAUUCUUAUAAUGAUUAUAUACAAGUGUCAAAUGUCAAUACCAGUAUUUGAAAUCAUGCAUCUUUAAUUUUACACAUUGUCACAUUUUGAUGGAUGAAUUUGCUUUUCUUAACUUACCAAACCAAAUAUACAAUCAUGAAAUCAUGCUUUAAAAUAACAUUUACAUGUAAGAUUCUUAAUGAGAUAUGAAUGUUUACAACAUGACAUCCUUUAGUUAUAAAAAGUUCUCACCAAAUGUUUUCAACAAUAUUAACCAUGAAGUGUUUUGAUGAUGACAAACAUGACAUUUUGAAGCUUUAUUCUAGUACCAGUCAUGUAUGAAAGUUUCCACCAAAACAAGAGCAGUACCAUCUUCCUGAGGCAAGGGAGUUAACUGAGUAUUAGAGUCCAGCUUCCACCCUCGCCGAACUAGGCUGGCAUUAUGGACUAAUAAGUCUAUGCAUGGUCCAAUCAAAAUCUUGCAACGAAAUCCGCUUCAUAAACUGUCAUGUAGAUUUCGGUCGAUUGCAGGAUUUGCAAAGCAUGUACACCGCCAACUCGUUGUCAACAGAUAUUUACCAAAUCUUUUCAUGAUUUUAAUCAAGGUGCUCAUGUGAUUUGAUGCACUUCGCGAUGAAAUAUCCGUUUUAUAACAAUAUAGAUCUUGAUUAUCUAUCAGAUCAUCUUGACUGGGUGCCGCCAUUUUGUUUGAAGCAAAUGCAAGUGAUAAGAGAGGUGGAAUCUGAUUGGUCCACAGGAGAGGCUUAGAAGGGACAUAACUCGUUAUAGCCACUGGUGGCGCUAUGAUCGAGCCCAGGAAUUCCAGCCUAGUUCGGCAAGGGUGGAAACUGGACUUUUAAAGUCAGUUAACUUCCUUGCCUCGUGAAGAAGAAGCAGUAUUGGCUUGACCUGUGAAUCUUUACACCAUUCUGUCAACUACUACAUCAAACAUAUACAUGUUCAUUUCCAAACAUAAUUGUGAAUAUUAUCCUAGUAUUAUCAAUAUUACCUGUCAGUAUACUUAUGUUUUGUUCAUGCUGUUCCUUGGGCUGGGGUACAGAGCAUUAUAUACAAGUUUUCCAGCUGUAGAUGUGAAGUCCACUGAUAACGAACCUAACUUCAGUGCUGUGACAACCAGUAUUACAAACUGCUAUUACCUUCAUUGUUUCAUCCUAGCUUCUGGAUGGUGACAACAAUGAAGCAUGAUAUAAUAAAGUAGUAUAACUCGC